UGUACUGUUGCUCCAGUAGUAUUCAACUUUUUUGGUGCUUGACUUUAACUUAAAAUCCAAAAGUUCAAAUAUAAUUUAGCAUUUCAAAAUCCAUACAUUUUAAGAUACUAUUAGAGUAUAGUUUCUUAAUAAAAAUGAAUUUUAAAAUAAUUAUUUUGAUUGCAACAUCCGUAUUUUUCAUUGUAAUGGCAACGUAUACAGGUGUUGAUGCAGGUGACCCGGAAGAAAAAAUUCCCCCUUCGGUAAGUCGUGAUGGACUACCACCACUACAUACAGGACCACCAGCACAACGAAAUCCAAAACCACCAAAACUACCAACACCGCCUUCAGGACGAGGACCAUCGCCAACAGUUCCUCAAGCACCAAUACAACCAAAAAAACCGUAACCAAACCACCUGCUCAAAACUAAUUAAAUUUACCACUAAACCGCAGUAUCCAAAAUCCGUGUCAUAAUCUGAAAAUUAAUAUGCUUAAUAAUAUGUGUAUAUUGUAAAAUGUUCUACUUUGCUUAUCAUAACUGUUUUUCAACCUUCAGAUUUUUCUAAUAACAAUGUAUUCCACAUAACAUAUUCUGUUACCUAUCAUAUAAAUGUUAUUAUGUCUAUUAAAUAUACCUAUCUACCAACAAAAAUGAUAU
Adelges cooleyi (spruce gall adelgid) is the source of this 637-nucleotide messenger RNA. Its product is annotated as proline-rich protein 2-like. The record is from RefSeq and is a predicted model, not a curated record. The coding region runs from base 135 to 386 and encodes 83 amino acids. The transcript has 5 exons. Lineage: Eukaryota; Metazoa; Arthropoda; Insecta; Hemiptera; Adelgidae.